Molecule: messenger RNA, 658 nt
Organism: Micropterus dolomieu (smallmouth bass)
Lineage: Eukaryota; Metazoa; Chordata; Actinopteri; Centrarchiformes; Centrarchidae
Gene: rnf224
Product: ring finger protein 224
Exons: 2
Coding region: 1-576 (191 amino acids)
Source: RefSeq, a predicted model, not a curated record
AUGUCCGACGACAGAAAAGAAGAAGCCGCUGAGGAGGAGGAGGUCACCUGUCAGCCCCUCCCCCCUCCUCAUUCCACUGUUGCCGUGGAUACGCUGAUGUCACUGAGGAGGCAGGACCUCGUCUGCAUCGUGUGCUUUGGCAGUUACGACCUGGCGACCCGGUUGCCGCGGCGACUGCACUGCGGGCACGCCUUCUGCCAGGCGUGUCUGAAGAGACUGGACACGGUCAUCAAUGAACAGGUGUGGAUCCCGUGUCCUCAGUGUCGACAGAACACGCCUCGGCCCAGAGGAGGAGCAGCAGGUCUGGACCUCGACUUGGCCUCGUUCCUGGGAGUGAAGGCCCAGCAGACCUGCGCCUCCUCAGGCUCCCUGUCCUCCUGGAGCUCCGGCCGCAGGGAGGGGGCUUCACCCAGUGACCCGGCUCAGGACGGGAAGCUGUGGUUGGGGAAAGAAGUCCCCGAUGACGGCUGGUUGCACGGAGGUCUGGCUGAGCCACGUUUCCAUCGCUACGGCAACUGUUGCCCGCCGCCGUCCUACUGGUUGUGCUGCUGGUUCUGCUGCCCGGGGCGGGGCUAGGACGGACCAAUGAGUGUGCUGUCUUUAGUUCUCCUUUCUGUUGGUGAAGGUUUUUUGCUCUGAUAGAUGUAAACUGCUAAUA